AUGAACAUUUUAAAAACUUUAAUAAUACUAGUUUUUUUAGUAUUUAAUUUAGCUUUCUCAAUAGAGGUCAAGUGUGGUGGUGUUACAUGUUUACCAAAUCAAACUUGUAAAACUGAAUAUUUAAUCCAACAUUGCGUUUAUAAUUCAGAGGAUCUUACAAUUAUUCAAAAUGUAAUGAAGCGUUGGAAUGACUCUGACUCCAAUCCAUCAAUUCAAGUCUCUGUGGAUAUAAUAAACCAAACUAAUAGGUUAAUUAAAAAUAUUGUGGUUGCCGCAGAUGUCCACCUUAAUAAUGAUCAAAUGUGGGGUAUAUCCAAAUGUUCAUAUGCAGAUAAUAUCUCUAUCAUUAAUUUCCCAAAUUAUUUAAAUUUAAAACCAUCCCAAACUCAUAACUUUGGUUAUAUUGCUAAAGGUAAUAACACUGCCCAUCUUUACGUUCAACAUAUUUAUAUUUUAUAAAAUAUCUAGAUAAUUAUAUUAUUUAUUUAAAUCAAAAAAAAUAAAAUAAAAAAAUACAAAAAAAUAGUUAUUUAAAUUU
Dictyostelium purpureum is the source of this 538-nucleotide messenger RNA. RefSeq lists its product as uncharacterized. Gene Ontology annotation, cellular component: extracellular matrix. NCBI's taxonomy places the organism in Eukaryota, Evosea, Eumycetozoa, Dictyosteliales, Dictyosteliaceae. The record is from RefSeq and is a predicted model, not a curated record. Gene Ontology annotation, biological process: extracellular matrix organization. The transcript has a single exon. Bases 1 to 459 code for a protein of 152 amino acids. Gene Ontology annotation, molecular function: carbohydrate binding; extracellular matrix structural constituent.